AUGGUACUCUUGUGUGUGAAGUUCGCUCUUUGUGUUAUCCUAGCAUUCGAAACUCUAAUUGGCUGCGAUGCUCAGUUUGCUAUGCGAAGAAGAGAGGAAAUGAUGUCACCAUUGCCGUUCCCCACCUGCAGAGCAGACAACAUCGACUGUCUACGGCGCGGCUUAAGAACAUUUAUGUUUCUUAUGAAUACUAACCAUUUCGGCAUGAAAUCGGUUGACCCGGCGAUAAUAGAUAGUGUAGCGCUAGCACUACCCGAACAGCAAAUGUCAUUUUUCCUGAGAAGGGUCAACGCGACCGGCGUCAAUUGGACGAAACUUGUCGAAAGGAGAUUUAAUUUAGAAGGCGGAAGAAGUGGGGUUUUAUUUAAUAGUGAUUUACAUGUGACUGCUCAGUUAACUAUGGAGCAUGCGAGCAGAUUCGUACCUCAAACAGUACUUAUAACAAUGGACAUUCAGUCCGUCGAGAGCAACAUUACAUACCCUUGGAGUAUUCAACAGGGCAUCGAUAAUGAAGAUUAUAUUGUAAUUGGUCCAGAGAGAAUAGCGGUCAGGAAUAAGCGAACACCGUCGUUUUUUUUACAACCAAUUACAAAAGAUUCAGUAAUGCUUGAUCAAGUUCUUCAAAUGAGACCAUCAAUACUAGAACAUUUCUCCAAUGAAAUAACUACAGUAUUAAUGCAAACCAUUGUAGAAAACUUCAGAAAAUUUGCUUCAAUGGUACCAAUAAGAUAUUACUAUCAAUACUAUGUGGAUGACUUAAUGUAA
This is a messenger RNA of Arctia plantaginis, 765 nucleotides long. The record is from the annotation of a GenBank genome assembly. Lineage: Eukaryota; Metazoa; Arthropoda; Insecta; Lepidoptera; Erebidae.